Messenger RNA from Stylophora pistillata, 2203 nucleotides. Its product is annotated as ATP-binding cassette sub-family C member 4-like. The record is from RefSeq and is a predicted model, not a curated record. Gene Ontology annotation, molecular function: ATP binding; ATP hydrolysis activity; ABC-type transporter activity. Lineage: Eukaryota; Metazoa; Cnidaria; Anthozoa; Scleractinia; Pocilloporidae. Gene Ontology annotation, cellular component: membrane. Gene Ontology annotation, biological process: transmembrane transport.
AUGAAAAACCAUCGUGAAAAUGAAUUUAUUCUUCAAGAUAUCAACUUUGUUGCACGUUCAAAGAGUUUAACAGUAAUUACCGGGCCGGUUGGAAGUGGUAAGUCUACUCUACUCUCAGCGAUCGCUGGUGAAAUUUCCAACACUAGUGGCACGAUUUUGUAUCGAGGCAAUGUCAUUUACUUGCCUCAGACUGCUUGGGUAUUCUCGGGAACAAUAAAAGAAAACAUUCUAUUUGGCCAGCCCUAUGCGGAGUCCAAGUACGAAAGAAUAAUCGACGUCUGUGCUCUGAAAGAAGACUUUCAGCGGUUACCUGAUGGUGACCAAACAGUUGUUGGAGAACGCGGCGAGGUUCUGAGUGGAGGACAACAGGCAAGAGUAAGUUUAGCGCGUGCAGUUUAUGCUGACGGAGAUACUUAUCUAUUGGAUGAUCCACUAAGUGCUGUCGAUUUUAAAGUUGGCCAACACAUCUUUAACACGUGCAUCAAAAAUCUACUGGCUGAUAAAAUCGUUCUGUUAACCUCUCAUCAGCAACAGCACAUGGAAAAUGCUGAUGAAGUGAUUGUGUUGUACAAAGGGUGUGUCCUGGACAAGGGACGCUUUACUGAGCUGUACGAAAAAGGUGUAAUCAGUGCAACUGUUGACCCGCUCUACAAAGCAGCUUUGAAGGAGAAAACAGAAUCAUCUGAGACUUUUGCCUGGGAGAAUACAGAGAAACACGAUGAAGUUGAAAAAUGCCAGAAAACACAUUCUUUGUCUACUGAAGCGAGGAGUUUAGAGAUAGCAAAGGAGGAUCGUACAAUCGGAGUUGUGACAUCCAAGCUUUACUGGGACUACUUCAGAAGUGGAACGCGUCCUUUGAUGAUAAUUGGAAUGGUUGGUUUAAUUCUCAUUACUCAAGCUGUCAUAGUUGCUCCGGACCUGUGGCUCUCUUUUCUUACAAAGUUAAUCCCAGAGGAUCAGAAGAACAAGACUUUUUUAUCUGUCUUCGCCUGUCUGGUUGGUGCCUGUUUCAUAUUUACUAUCAUUCGGGCCUAUGGAUUCCUCCUAGUUUCUCUAAAGAGCGCCGAAAGUCUCCACGAUAAAAUGGUUGUGGCCAUUUUACAAGCACCUGUUCUGUUCUUUGAUUGUAAUCCAUUGGGAAGAAUUCUAAAUCGCUUCUCGAAUGAUAUUGGCUGCGUGGAUGAGUUGCUACCCAAAACAUUCCUGGCAGCAAUGCAGAUGCUCUUGAUGAUAUUAGCCCAAAUUCUGAUAACAGUGGCCACAAAUGUUUGGCUCGUGUUUCUCGUUGUUCCAAUUUUUGUGGUGGUCGUUGUUCUUUCCAAUUAUUACUUGAAAACGGCCAGAGAACUGAAGAGGCUUGAGUCGAUAUCUCGCAGCCCAGUGUUUGCUCACUUUUCGGAGACUCUGGUAGGACUGGACACGAUUCGUACAAGAGGAAGACAGACAGAUUUUGUGGACACACUAUAUAGAUACCAAGAUGUUCACAAUCAGGUUUACAUUAUGGUGAUGGCCAGCGGUAGAUGGCUCGGUACACGUUUGGAUUGUCUCGCUUCCCUGUUAGUCGGUGCAGUUGCUCUGGCUGCAGUCUUUGUAUCUCAAGAUGCCGCUUCUGCUGGUCUCGCUCUUGUUUAUGUCAUCCAAACUCUGAGCGUGACUCAAUACUUAGUUAGAAAAACCUCUGAAGUGGAAAACUACAUGACGUCAGUUGAGCGAGUUAUGACCUACACCAAACUCGACCGGGAGCCUGGAUACGAGGAAGAGCGACAACCCCCAAAAGAUUGGCCUCGGAGAGGAAGUAUUGAUUUCAGAGAUGUAUCUCUGACUUACUAUCCGGGGGGACCUCAAGUGCUAAAGAAAAUCAAUCUUAGCAGCAAAGGAGGAGAAAAGAUUGGAGUUGCCGGCCGCACAGGAGCUGGGAAGUCGUCCUUUGUAGCAGCUCUUAUGCGCAUGCCUGAUGCUGAUGGAGAGAUAAUCAUCGACAAUGUUCCAAUUAAAGAGAUAGGCCUCCAAGAAGCCCGACGAGGCAUCUCGGUUCUUGGCCAAAGUCCUGUUCUUUUUAGUGGAUCAUUGAGGAAAAAUCUCGACAUUUUAGACAGGUUUCAAGACGCUGAAUUAUGGCAGGCCUUAGAGGAUGUGCAACUGAAAGAUUUCGUCGAGAGACUUGAGGCCAAGCUCGAUCACGAACUGAUGGAACAUGGCGCUA